AUGGGUGCCGUCCUCUGCGGCGUCUCGUCCUCCGAAGAGAGGAGGAGCUCCUCUCACCGGAGCGGCGGCGGCGGCGGUGGUCGUCGUGGUGGCAACAACAGCCGGUUUGCAGACCUAGACGACAGACAGUCCCGCCGCUCGGCUCCCCGGAGGUGGGAGCGUGGGAAUAUUGCGAGGAACUAUGCGAGGCUGGAUGAUAGGACGAUCGGCGAACGUAGUAGAGGGGCCAUUCCUGGAACCACGACUACAGAGAACAACGUCAACAUUGCCAAGAUUGCCUGGCUCAGCAGGAAGGAUACAAGCAAGGCCUACGGCUCGAUAGUCGUUUACGUGACGAAGGUCAAGAUGGCUUCUUCUUCCGCCUUUAACAAUUACAUCGUUGACUCCGCUAUGGGGCCUACCUGCAGCCGGCAAGUUCCUCCAGGCUCCUUUGGCGUGCCCGCUGCGCGCGGGCACGGUCACUCCUGUCGAUGGGCUGUGCCAAGCCCGGCUUUCCUCCGAUAA
Chaetomium globosum CBS 148.51 is the source of this 504-nucleotide messenger RNA. RefSeq lists its product as uncharacterized. NCBI's taxonomy places the organism in Eukaryota, Fungi, Ascomycota, Sordariomycetes, Sordariales, Chaetomiaceae. The record is from RefSeq and is a predicted model, not a curated record. The transcript has 3 exons. The coding region runs from base 1 to 504 and encodes 167 amino acids.